CAGGUCUGGCUGGCCAUGUGCUAUGCUGCUGCUAUAAACAACCUCAGCGUCUCAAAUUGAAUAACAGCAGAGCACACUCGGGAGCUCUGGACACUUGUGUUCUUUCAUAGUAGGAGAAGCUUAAUGUUGACAGUAUGGGGCAUCAGGUGAUAAUAUUUGACUUUUCUCUCAUAAGAGGACUGUGGGAAACUCGAGUUAAGAAGAACAAAGAACGUCAGAGGAAAGAGAAAGAAAGACUGGAAAAAAGCUCAUUGGAGAAGAUAAAGCAGGAAUGGAAUUUCAUACUAGAGUGCCGGAAGAAAGGUAUUCCUCAAUCAAAAUACCUUAAGAAUGGCUUUGUAGACACUGAUGAGAAGAUCUUGGACACUUAUGGAAAGACUCCUUGGCUCCAGAAGAGGCAUAAUUUGUCAGAUGAAGAAAAUAAGGAAAAAAACAAGUUUAUUUUUCAGCUUUCCGGAGAGCAAUGGAUGGAAUUCCCAGAUUCUCUGAAACAACAGACCUAUCUGAAAGAAUGGCAUGUGUACAAUACAUUGAUACAAACCAUUCCAGCCUACAUUGCAUUAUUUCAAGAUCUGAGAGUACUGGAAUUGUCAAAAAAUCAAAUCAACGAUCUCCCAGUGGAAAUUGGCUGCUUAAAAAACCUCAAAGUGCUCAAUGUGAGUUUCAAUAAUUUGAAGUCAGUCCCUCCAGAACUGGGUGAUUGUGAGAAUCUGGAAAAACUUGAUCUCUCUGGAAAUAUGGAAAUAAAAGAGCUCCCGUUUGAACUGAGUAACCUGAAACAAGUUACAGUUGUGGACGUGUCAGCAAACAAGUUCCAUUCUAUUCCAAUCUGUGUGCUCCGGAUGUCUAACUUGCAGUGGUUGGAUAUUAGCAGCAACAACCUGACAGAUCUUCCCGAAGACAUAGACAGGUUAGAUCAACUGCAGACACUUCUUCUACAGAAAAACAAGUUGACUUAUCUUCCACGAGCUCUGGCCAAUAUGCCAAAACUCAGUUUGCUUGUUGUCAGUGGCGAUGACCUGGUUGAAAUACCCACAGCCAUCUGUGAGUCAACCACAGGUUUAAAAUUCAUAAGUCUCAAGGACAGCCCAGUUGAGACUAUUGUUUGUGAAGACACUGAAGAAAUUAUAGAAAGUGAACGUGAUCGGGAGCAGUUUGAGAAAGAAUUUAUGAAAACAUACAUUGAAGACAUAAAGGAACGGGAUUUGACUCCUUCCUACACUACGAAAGUAUUACUCAGUCUUCAGCUCUGAAGAUCAAAAAUAUGUAAAUCAUAAGUGAAUAUCAGAAUAACUCUACUUUUUUCUAUCUGAACAGAAGCACUUCAAAAUCAUAAUGAAUUUUCUUAUUUGUUACUGUAGUCACUCCCAGUAACUACAGAUAAAACAAGAGUAGAAUAGCCUUUUUAAGACACUGUUUCACCUUUUAAAUCAACGUAUUUAUUUUCAAGUCCACAGCAACAGCUACUAAUUUACAUACAGUCCUUCUGAAAGUAAAUAUUCACUGUAAUAAAAUAUGCACAGGCAUAGAUGUCCUCAGGAUGAAAACAUUGUAUGUUGUAGUGGAAACAGUACAAUAUAGAUUAUAAUCUUAAAAAGAUAUUUGAUUUUACAAGAAGGGAAGGGAUAACUUCGAAAAUGAAUGUCACCUGUCUUAAGACCAAAUAACACAUUUAGUUCUUUACAAUAUUUAAAGUGCAAACACACACACAGUUCUUUGUAUUUACUUUCUGUUGUUCAAGGAAAUUGUUCCUCUUGGGAUUUUCAGUUUAGAUAAGUUCAACAGCUUUAAAUAUAGAAACUGUAGUAAUUCUGCUGUUUUUUCAAGCAUAUUACAAUCUUUUACCAGUUCGCAAAUUCAAGAUCCAAUGUGACUAAAACUUCUGUGCUAAGUAAUCUUCUAAUAUAGCAGUAUAUUAAAUAAGAUUUUAAGGACUGAUCAGCAUGAACAAAUACUAUUAGCAAGAUGAUGAUAAAGAUCUUCUACUAAUCAUUUCAGGUUACAGUAUUUUGUGACAUUUAUUGGAAUUUUCCAAGUUGUAUAGCAACAAAUUUGCUGGAUAGAAAGUUAUAUUGCUUACUUUUUAAUAAUCUGUUUAUAUGUAAUUAGAUAAGUGUAUAUACUAUAGAGUCUCAGAAAUCUAGUUUUAAAUAUAUAUUUUUUGUUUAAUAAAUCAAUUCUUUUUAAUCUAAAAAGACUUGAGACUUUGGGGAUAUAGACACAAAGUAGAGAAUUCAAAUAAUCCUAAACUUAUGAGUGCAGUCAGGAGAAAUUAUAUUUAUAUCUUGCUUUUUAUUGUAGAUGAGCUAUGUCCAAUUUUGUGCAGUAAAGUGCCACUUAAGUCAGUCUUAUUUAAAAAGCAAAACAGUAAAGGAUGUGCUCCUCAAGACUUCCACGUAAAAAAUACCACUUUUGAUGUUUUCUUUCCCUUUUAACUUUUUUGUAUUAAUUCUUUUGAAAUAAGAGAAUUUGUAAAUACUAGGUAUGUUAUUUAUUCCAGUCACAAACUCCUACAGUCAUAUGACUAUUGUAAAUUAAACCCUCCUGAGUUGGUCUCUAGGUGUUAAUGUUGAUUUUAAACAACUCUUGGAACAAAGAGAAAGUUUUGAAAAGCUCCAAGAAAAGUUGACAUUGAUCUGAAAUGGAAUAAUGCAAGAUCUGUAUUUGUUUUUAUUACUAAGAUAUUGAAAUAUGAUUAAAUAGUGGCAAUCAAAGUGGGCUUACAGAUAUCAGGCUAUCUGAAACUACCCUACUGAACUUUCUUUUAGUGGAAUUAUAAAUUUGGUUUAUUAGGUAUUGAUAUUGAUGUAAUAAACUUCUGUAAUACAUCUGAUUUAACAUUGCUUGAAAUUCUAUUUCUAGAGGUCUGGUGUAGUCUAAUAUGAUCCACUGGAAAUCACAGAAAUGGAAAUCACAACUGUUAUGUUUAUAGAAUGGAAAUGUCCAUUAAGGGAGUUAUAACUUUAAGAAAAACUAGAGGUGCAAAUGUAAUUAACUAAAUAAAAGUUCCCAGUGCAAAUUCUAGUGUCAGAAUUGUUGGCUAUAUUAACAGAAGGUACUUGAAUAGUGAAGUUGUAUUAAUACUUAUUUAGCAUUGCUGUUAGUCUCACUUGAAAGAUUUCUGCUGUUCACAGAGAAGAGUGAUGCAGAUAAACUGGGGAACAUUCAGUAAGAAAACAAUAGCAUAAAGACAAAAUAUACAUUUUGAAGUUCAUUGAACAGUGAACAAGUCCAUUUGCUUGUCAAUAUUUAUCAAUGAAAAAUUACAGUCUAGAAACAUGAUUUUUUACUGCAGCAGACAAACGUAAGACAGAGGACUAAAACUUGAACUCACAGAUUUGAACUAGAAACAGAGCCUGUGUUCCAGUAAGAGUAACCAUGAGACCCAGAGAACCCGGGUUUCAUGGUUCCAUGAGAACCCAGAAACUGGCCUGUGUUCCAGUAAGAGUAACCAUGGGACAAGUUGCAUAACUGAUGAAUUCUUAGUCACUAGCAAUCUUUAAGUCCAGGUUAGCAUUUUCAUUUAAACAUUGCUGCAACAAGCCACAGAAAAUGUAAGGUCAACAGUAUACAGUGACUAGUCAAACGAGUGUUCCCCAACUUGACUUUGAAACUAUGUGAAUCAAAUUUUCAUAGAAUCAUAGAGUGGUUUUGGUUGGAAGGGACCUUCAAAGAUCAUCUAGUCCAACCCUCUGCCACAGGUGGGGACAUCUUUUACUGGAUCAGGUUUUUCAAAGCCCUGUCCAAAGUGACCUUAAAUACUUCCCAUGAUGGAGCAUCCACAACUUCUCUAGGAAACCUUAGAGUUUGCCUCAAACCUUAGAGGGUGCCUCAACACCCUCAUCAUAAAAAAUUUCUUUGUGAAAUCCAAUGUAAAUCUAUUAUAUUUCAGUUUAAUACUGUUACUUGUCCUGUCACUACAGGGCCUGGUAAAAAGUCUUUCUUCAUCUUUCUCAUAGACCCCCCCCUUAUAUAUUGAAAAGCUGCAAUAGAGUCUCCCCAGAGCCUUCUCUUCUCCAGGUUGAACCCCAACUCUCUCAGCCUUUCCUUAUAGGAGAGGUAUUCCAGCCCUCUGAUCGUUUUCAUGGUCCUGCUCUGGACCUGCUCUGACAGGACCAUGUCUUUUUUGUACUGGGGAUGCCCGUUGUGGAUGCAGUACUCCAGAUGGGGUCUCAUGAGAGCAGAGUAGAGGGCAAGAAUCACUUCAUUUGACCUGCUAAUCAUGCUUCUUUUGAUGCAGGAUAUAGUUGGCUGUGAGUGCGUAUUGCUGGCUCAUGUCCAGCUUCUCAUCCACCAGUAUGUCCAAGUAUUUCCCUGCAGAGCUGAGAGCCUUUAUUCCUGGCUCUUGUAGAACAUUAUUUCCUAAAAUUUUAUCCACAGGAAGAAAAGAUUAUUUUUGUCACAGAAUUUGUCAAGUACCUCUGUUUAAGAGGAAGAAGGUGUACAUGUAUAAUUGUCUCCAUUACACCUAAGAUGUCCAAUGGGUACUGUCAGCUAUAACUGAAAUUCCUAAUUUCAGCAUAAUUGCAUCGAGUUCUACUUCUAUGUCCUGUACAGCAAAAAUAGUGUGAUAACAUACUUAGCACAUACUGUUAAAUGCAAUUUUAUUAGUAUCAUCCAUUGCAGUACAAAAUUUGUGUGCUGAAAGACACCUCAUUUUGAAUUUAGUCUAAUUUUACUGGUUUUCUACCCAACUUGUUUUACUAGUAGUUUUACUUAAACUGUUAUCUUUUACUAAAAUAUAAAACUUCCAGAGAAGAGAAUUGUGCUGUUGGCCUGUUGAAAAUAUUCUUUUUCAAUUUUUGAAAGUGAAUAAUUUUAUGAAUAAACGGAAUUUUGUGCACUAA
Calidris pugnax (ruff) is the source of this 4847-nucleotide messenger RNA. It is a transcript of the gene LRRC2, whose product is annotated as leucine rich repeat containing 2. Bases 135 to 1253 code for a protein of 372 amino acids. The transcript has 9 exons. The record is from RefSeq and is a predicted model, not a curated record. Gene Ontology annotation, molecular function: protein binding. Lineage: Eukaryota; Metazoa; Chordata; Aves; Charadriiformes; Scolopacidae.